This is a messenger RNA of Dunckerocampus dactyliophorus (ringed pipefish), 3934 nucleotides long. RefSeq names its product carboxyl-terminal PDZ ligand of neuronal nitric oxide synthase protein. NCBI's taxonomy places the organism in Eukaryota, Metazoa, Chordata, Actinopteri, Syngnathiformes, Syngnathidae. Gene Ontology annotation, molecular function: nitric-oxide synthase binding. The record is from RefSeq and is a predicted model, not a curated record. The transcript has 11 exons. The coding region runs from base 176 to 2176 and encodes 666 amino acids.
AUGUAUUAUAUAGUCAUGUUUCAGUGUGCUUAGACGCCUGGCACUCUCUGCAGUUGAGUAAAAAAUGAUACUGCAGUAUAUGGCAAUACCUCAUUAUUAUCUUGUAAAGGUAAAAUUUUAGUAUAGGAUCUGAUGUUAGCCUCCUCCUACCUUGUUUGUUGGCGCGAGUGUCUCCAUGUUUGGUCUCCAGGGGGAGCUCGGGUGUGCUCGUCCCGGCCUGGGUGCAUCCCACACGGGGAACUUUGUCCCACAGAGAGCAUUGCUCCGUUCAAGGCAGGGCGGGAAGAGAAGAGACAUCAUCACCUGCAGCUUUUCUCCACAGCGGACCACCCUUCUCCUUUUCGGCUUCGUGAUUUACGAGAACCGCAUUGGCGUCAAGUCCUGCUCACUGCUUGUGGACCUUCUUCCGGCUGGGAACCACAACGAUGCGCAGUCAAGCGGGAGCCCCUUGCGGACUGUCGCCGUGCACUGCCGCCGGGUUGUAGCGCGACGUGCGGCGAAUGUUCGGCGUGUCCGGCGGCCCACGGAGCCCGAGAUGCCCGUCAGGAGGAACCGAUACAACCUGGUGGACGACGUGGCGGACUCCAGGUUGCCGCUGCACAACGAGGAGGCUUACCAGCAUGGGAUCUCCUUCCAAGCCAAGUACGUGGGGAGUCUGGACGUGCCGCGGCCUAACAGUCGCAUGGAGAUCGUGGCGGCCAUGAGGAGGAUAAGGUAUGAGUUCAAGGCCAAGAACAUCAAGAAGAAGAAGGUCAGCAUUGUGGUGUCUGUGGACGGCGUCAAGGUGCUGCUGCGGAAGAAGCCCAAGAGGAAAGAGUGGACGUGGGACGAGAACAAGAUGCUGAUCAUGCACGACCCCAUUUACAGGAUCUUCUACGUGUCACACGACUCCCAAGACUUGAAGAUCUUCAGCUACAUCGCCAGGGACGGCUCCAGCAACUCCUUCCGAUGCAACGUCUUCAAGUCUAAAAAGAAGACGCUGGCCAUGCGCAUCGUGAGGACGGUGGGCCAGGCCUUCGAGGUUUGCCACAAGCUGAGUCUGCAGCACGCCGAGCAGGACGCUGACGGACAGAGUGACAAGUCCACGGAGGAGUCCGGGUGUCACGGUCGAACCCUGACAGGGGCUGAGCGAGGGGAGGAGGAUGGUAAAGGGGGACGAGGAGGAGGAGGAGGCCAAGAUGAAGAGGCAGCACCAGCCAGCGCGUCUCUGUGUGAAAAGUCCCUCAGUGGAAUCCUUCGGAGUCUGGCGGAACUCAGCGUGGUCAAACCAGGACAGACCAUCAUGGACUUCGACGGAAGGACGGUGUUUACGGUGACGUCCCAGGGCGUCGCUCCCAGCAGCCCUUGCUGCGCCUCGCUGACACCGCUGGCCUCUCAGCACUACCUGCAGCUCCUCCAGCAGCAGCUGCAGCAGCAGCAGCAGCACACGCAGGUGGCCGUGGCACAGGUGCAGCUGCUAAAGGAUCAGAUGGCGGCGGAGACGGCGGCUCGCAUGGAGGCGCAGGCCCGCAUGCACCAGCUGCUGAUGCAGAACCGAGACCUGCUGCAGCACCUGGCCUUGCUGGUGCAGCAGCUCAAGGAACUGGAGGAAGGGCCCUCCGCUAAGGCGGCACAGCCAGGACCGCAGCUAGAGCAUCCGUUGCCCCAGGAGCCUUCUGUCAACGGAUUCAUUGUUUCGACAUCAACGGGGUCGCUGUCUCUCAACCUGAAGAACCGCUGCAGCCAGACGCUGGAGCAGCUCAUCACCUCCACACCGGCGUGGCCGCCGACACACCGCACCGACACGGACGCCUUCGCCGGGGCUGAGUCCUUCCUGCUCAACCUGGAGAACACCCGCAACGACGUCGAGCUGUCGGACCCCUUCAUUAGGACCAACGGGUCAGCUGACGACAGGGAGGGCGGUAACGAGUCCAACGAGGUGGUCCCGUUCACGUCGAUGAGCUCGGCAAACAUGGAGGAAAAGCGGGCACACUUUAGCAGCUGUGUCACGUUGCCUGGAGGCCGCCGCCGAGCGCUCCGUCCGCCCGCCAUCUUCCGCCACAUCUCCCCUCUAAUAAUUGCCACUGAGUCUUUAUCUGCCGAGAGAUUUGACAGCAGCCUGGCCGUGACCUUGGUGAGUCAUCUGUCCGUUCAUCCGCCUGUCCCGCUUUUUGCCUGGCAACGCCACGCUAAAUAACAUCUGACGUGAAGAUGGAGAACCUCUCUGAAUUCAAGGAUCGCUUGUUGACGAAACCUGAAUGGCACUCUGUAGGGCCCAGACCUCUGGCAAGGCUGAGCAGUGUCCAACCGCACACACCACCUGCAUGCAAAUGCUGUCGUCCAUGAACCAGGAAGUAGACUGCUAAUGAACAAACAAAACAAAUGCAACAUUCAACACUCAUAUUAAUGUUUUUCCCCCUCCUUGUGGAGCAAAUAAACGAUGAUGGACACAUACAGUAACUUCCUUUGCUGAGGUAAUUACCCAUGAACACAUUAGCUAGUAAAUGACGCCGUAAUGGGCCUCUUCUGUCAAUCAUCAUUGCGACCUCGUCCUUGAGGGGAAAGGCUGUGAUUGGCUACUGCUUUGCUCUUUAUUGCCUCUCUGUGUUCUCUCAACAUGCUAACAGCGCAUCCCCGGCUGGUCCGUCUUUGUCAGAUUAGCUGGGAACGGACGGAGGCAGAUGUAUCCUGGAAAUCCGAACACGAAGCCAUAAUCUAAUAUAAUGUGUUUACUGCUAAUCAGCGCUAAUCACGCUUGUUUGAGCUCACCCAGUUUGCUAACAACGGCACAAAGGAUAUUGAUUGACAAUGGUCUACAGUCAGUCAGGACGCAGAACACAAUGGGCGGGUCCUCCCUUAGCCAAUAAGCUCUUUAUAAGCAGUAGUAAAUACAAUAACAGACGCUUACAACAGAGCACCGAUAGAUCACUCUAAUACACCACAAGGCCGCAGAACACAAUGCGGGACUCCAGCCAACCACAGUGAGAGCCAUUAUCCACAAAUGGCAGUAACAUGGAACAGUGGUGAACCUUCACAGGAGCGGCCAGCCAACCAAAAUGACCCCAAGACUGCAGCAAAAACUCAUCCAAGAGGUCACAAAAGACCCCACAACAACAUCCGAAGAACUACAGGCUUCACUUGCCUCAGUUAAGGUCAGUGUUGAUGACUCCACCGUAAGAAAGACACUGGGCAAAAACGGAGUUCCAAGACCAAAACCACUGCUGAACAAAAAGAACAUUAAGGCUCGUCUCAAUUUUGCCAGAAAACAUCUUGAUGAUCCCCAAGACCUUUGGGAAAAUACUCUCUGGUCUGACGAGACAAAAGUUGAUCUUUCUGGACGGCGUGUGUCCCAUUACAUCUAGCAUUUCAGAAAAAGAACAUCAUAGCAACAGUAAAAUAUGGUGGUGGUAGUGUGAUGGUCUGGGGCUGUUUUGCUGCUUCAGGACCUGGAAGACUUGCUGUGAUAAAUGGAAGCAUGAAUGCUGUUGGUGACCUCAAGCUGAAAACAACUUGGGUUGUGCAGCAGGACAAUGUUUCAAAACACACCAGCAAGUCCACCUCUGCAUGGCUGAAGACUUUGGAGUGGUCUAGUCCAAGUCCUGACCUGAAUCCUAUUGAGAUGCUGUGGCAUGACCUUAAAAAGGAAAAGCCUCCAAUGUGAAUGAAGCUGAAUGACAACAAUUCUGCUAAAUUCCUCGCCAGCGCUGGAAGAGACUCAUUGCAAGUUAUCACAAACGCUUGAUUGCAGUUGUUGCUGCUAAGGGGGGCCAACCACUUAUUAGCUUUACUUUUUCACACAGGGACAUGUAGCUUUGGAUUUUUUUUCCCUCUUAAUAAUAAAAAGUUUCAUUUAAAAACUGCAUUUUGUGUUCAGUUGUGUUGUCAUUGACUAAUAUUUACAUUUGUUUGAUCUGAAACAUUUAAGUGUGACAAACGUGCACAAAAAUAAGACAUC